Kogia breviceps (pygmy sperm whale) is the source of this 5127-nucleotide messenger RNA. RefSeq names its product solute carrier family 8 member A3 (gene SLC8A3). The record is from RefSeq and is a predicted model, not a curated record. Lineage: Eukaryota; Metazoa; Chordata; Mammalia; Artiodactyla; Physeteridae. Gene Ontology annotation, molecular function: calcium:sodium antiporter activity. Gene Ontology annotation, biological process: calcium ion import across plasma membrane; sodium ion transmembrane transport; cell communication. Gene Ontology annotation, cellular component: postsynapse; axon; sarcolemma.
AAAGAUUGGGUGGGUGGCCGCGGGCUAGGGGUUCCGUCUGCACUCGGUCGUUGGGGCUCUCUGGACGCGAGAGGCGGACUCGGCUUCCUCGCUGCUGGUCGGGAAGCUCUCUGAAAAUUACCCCCAUCGGCGCGCGAGGAUAAAUAUGCGCGGCUUGUGAUUCCGUGCAGCUCUCUCGCUCCCAGCUGAUAGGGUGACGUUGGGUUUGGAGGCUUGGAGAUUGGCUUUUUGAUUUGGCUGCUUCCUGCAGCUUAAUGGGCAAAGCUCUCGGCUCGCCCAGAAACCAGACCCUCCGCGCGUUCCCUCCGCGCGACGAGGCCGAGACGAGUCCCGCGGUGACGGCGUGCAAGGCGGUGAGCCAGCGCGCUCCCAGCCCCGGGAAAGCCCCGGCGACGCGACUGCAAGCCCUGGGCCCUCGGAGACGCUAGGGCUCACCGAGCCGCUCGCCUUCUUGCCCCUCCCGGCAGGGAUCCCCUCGCUGCCUGCGGCCGGGACUCCGGGCCUCUUCGGGGCUUAGUCCCGAGUCCGCCCCCGGGUCGGGGUUUUCCGGGGGGGUCUACGGAGCAGUUCUCCCUGCUCCUUAAAACAGCGCCGAGGGACCCCUCCCCAGGCCCCCUGCUUUGGCCCCAGCCCUCGCACUCCGAAUGCGCUGCCCCGCAGCUCCCUGAAAGCCGCUAGCCCACGAGCCCGGCCGGUGGGCGGCGGCGGCGGACUGACAUGCCCCGGACGCGGCUGCGGCCGGCGGGCAGCCCGCGGGGGCGAUGAGCCGCUGCGGCCGGUGAGGAGCCCGGCGGCGGGGGCAUCGCGCACCUUCCUCACCCCCCUCACUUGCCCACCCCGCACGGGAAAUCGACAGGAAACGGUCUCUGGACUGUCAGGUGGACCAUUGGUGCUGCAGUGGAAGCCAGCGGCUAAGUCUCGUGUAUGGCGUGGUUAAGGUUGCAGCCUCUUACCUCUGCCUUCCUCCAUUUUGGGCUGAUUACCUUUGUGCUCUUCCUGAAUGGUCUUCGGGCAGAGGCUGGCGGCUCAGGGGAUGUGCCCAGCACAGGGCAGAACAAUGAGUCCUGUACAGGGUCAUCGGACUGCAAGGAGGGUGUCAUCCUGCCAAUCUGGUACCCGGAGAACCCUUCCCUUGGAGACAAGGUUGCCAGGGUCAUUGUCUAUUUUGUGGCCCUGAUAUACAUGUUUCUCGGGGUGUCCAUCAUUGCUGAUCGCUUCAUGGCAUCUAUCGAAGUCAUCACGUCUCAAGAGAGAGAGGUGACUAUCAAAAAGCCCAAUGGAGAGACCAGCACAACCACGAUUAGGGUCUGGAACGAAACUGUCUCCAAUCUGACCCUUAUGGCCCUGGGUUCCUCUGCUCCUGAGAUCCUCCUCUCUUUAAUUGAGGUGUGUGGUCAUGGGUUCAUUGCUGGUGAUCUGGGACCUUCUACCAUUGUAGGCAGCGCAGCCUUCAACAUGUUCAUUAUCAUUGGUAUCUGCAUCUACGUGAUCCCCGAUGGAGAGACUCGCAAGAUAAAGCACCUCCGAGUCUUCUUUGUCACCGCUGCUUGGAGCAUCUUUGCCUACAUCUGGCUCUAUAUGAUCCUGGCCGUCUUCUCUCCUGGUGUGGUCCAGGUUUGGGAAGGCCUCCUCACUCUCUUCUUCUUUCCAGUGUGUGUCCUUCUCGCCUGGGUGGCAGAUAAGCGACUGCUCUUCUACAAAUACAUGCACAAAAAGUACCGCACAGAUAAACACCGAGGAAUCAUCAUAGAGACAGAGGGUGACCACCCCAAGGGCAUCGAGAUGGAUGGGAAAAUGAUGAAUUCCCACUUCCUAGAUGGGCAUCUGGUGCCCCUGGAAGGGAAGGAAGUGGAUGAGUCCCGCAGGGAGAUGAUCCGGAUUCUCAAGGAUCUGAAGCAAAAACACCCAGAGAAGGACUUAGAUCAGCUGGUAGAGAUGGCCAAUUACUAUGCUCUCUCCCAUCAACAGAAGAGCCGCGCCUUCUACCGGAUCCAGGCCACCCGUAUGAUGACUGGCGCAGGCAAUAUCCUGAAGAAGCAUGCAGCAGAACAAGCCAAAAAGGCCUCUAGCAUGAGCGAGUUGCACACUGAUGAGCCGGAGGACUUUGUCUCCAAGGUCUUCUUUGACCCGUGCUCUUACCAGUGCCUGGAGAACUGUGGGGCUGUGCUCCUGACAGUGGUGAGGAAAGGGGGGGACAUGUCCAAGACCCUGUACGUGGACUACAAAACAGAGGAUGGUUCUGCCAAUGCGGGGGCUGACUAUGAGUUCACAGAGGGCACUGUGGUUCUGAAGCCAGGAGAGACCCACAAGGAGUUCUCUGUGGGCAUCAUUGAUGAUGACAUUUUUGAGGAGGAUGAACACUUCUUUGUGAGGUUGAGCAACGUUCGCCUAGAGGAGGAGCAGCCAGAGGAGGGGAUGCCUCCCAGAGUACUCAAUAGUCUUCCCUUGCCUCGGGCUGUCCUGGUGUCCCCUUGUGUGGCCACAGUCACCAUCUUGGAUGAUGAUCAUGCGGGCAUCUUCACUUUUGAAUGUGACACUGUUCAUGUCAGUGAAAGUAUUGGUGUCAUGGAGGUCAAGGUUCUGCGGACAUCAGGUGCCCGGGGCACAGUCAUCGUACCCUUUAGGACAGUCGAAGGGGCCGCCAAGGGUGGUGGUGAGGAUUUUGAAGACGCAUAUGGGGAGAUGGAGUUCAAGAACGAUGAAACUAUCAAAAUAAUUCACAUCAAGGUAAUUGAUCAUGAGGCGUAUGAGAAAAACAAGAAUUACUUCAUUGAGAUGAUGGGCCCCCGCAUGGUGGAUAUGAGUUUUCAGAAAGCGCUCCUGUUGUCUCCAGAGGUGACAGACAGGAAGCUGACUGUGGAGGAAGAGGAAGCCAAGAGGAUAGCAGAAAUGGGAAAGCCAAUAUUGGGUGAACACCCCAAACUAGAGGUCAUCAUUGAAGAGUCCUAUGAGUUCAAGACCACCGUGGACAAGCUGAUCAGGAAGACAAACCUGGCCUUGGUUGUGGGGACCCAUUCCUGGAGGGACCAGUUCAUGGAGGCCAUCACUGUCAGUGCAGCAGGGGACGAGGAUGAGGAUGAGUCAGGCGAGGAGAGGCUGCCCUCCUGCUUUGACUACGUCAUGCACUUCCUAACGGUCUUCUGGAAGGUGCUGUUUGCCUGCGUGCCCCCCACAGAGUACUGCCACGGCUGGGCCUGCUUUGUCGUCUCCAUUCUCAUCAUCGGCAUGCUCACUGCCGUCAUCGGGGACCUGGCCUCCCACUUCGGCUGCACCAUUGGCCUCAAGGACUCGGUCACGGCUGUUGUUUUCGUGGCGUUUGGCACCUCUGUGCCAGAUACGUUUGCCAGCAAAGCAGCCGCCAUCCAGGACGUGUACGCAGAUGCUUCCAUUGGCAAUGUCACGGGCAGCAACGCCGUCAACGUCUUCCUGGGCAUUGGCCUGGCCUGGUCCGUGGCCGCCAUCUACUGGGCCCUGCAGGGACAGGAGUUCCACGUGUCAGCGGGCACGCUGGCCUUCUCCGUCACCCUCUUCACCAUCUUUGCGUUUGUGUGUAUCAGCGUGCUCUUGUACCGCCGGCGGCCCCACCUGGGCGGGGAGCUGGGCGGCCCUCGUGGCUGCAAGCUGGCCACGACUUGGCUCUUUGUGAGCCUGUGGCUUCUCUACAUACUCUUUGCCACGCUGGAAGCCUACUGCUACAUCCAGGGGUUCUGAGCCGCAGCAGCCCUGGAGAGGCAGCAUCAGGACCCGAGCCCCAGGAACUUCACCCGACUAGGCCCUGCCAGUGAACUGAAAGGGCGGAGUCUUAAUCAAUCCAACAGAAUGGAGGAAAUACCCAUUUUACAAAGUAUUUAAUUCAAUACAAACCAACAACAGCGACAAAUCCAACUCCGGCCCAUCUUCCCGCGAUGUCCCUGACCCAUCACAUAGACCCCUUCGCCACCUUCUAUUCCACCUUCUUCUGAUUUUUCCUUUGCUUCUCCUUUCCUCAGGGGCAGGGUUUCUCCUGUCUGUCCAAUUUGAUACGUCCCCGUUCUCUCACUCCACUGGAGAGGCUCGAAAAUGAGUUCUAUCCACGUGGAUGGCUUGGGGUUCUCUUUUCAUUGCCAUCAUUGUCGUGGUGGCUUUCAUUCUCCCAUCAGGUUUUGCUCAUCAUUUGUUUGUUCAUCUUGUCUUUUCUUUCUGAGGUUAGUGACAACGGUGCUGUGAAGGAACUCAAGGUCUGAGCCGAUGGGUACAAGCACGAACUUUCAGACACACCCUCUCCCGCUUGCACUGGGUUAACAGCUGUCUCUUGCUCCAUUGAGGUCCUUUCCCCCUUCUCCUUUUAUGCUCUUCAUUCUUGAAUGGACUGGUGGCAUUUGGGUGGCAGUAAGUUUGCACACCCAGGCAGGGCACUAAAGAACUGGGGCUGUGGCUGGAGCACAGCUUUCUAUCAAGCUUCUGUUGAAAUCCAAUUUAAAACAAGAAGUCAUUUUUCUCUUCCCUGCCUGAGCCUUUCAAAUUCUGUCUCUUUGUGCCAAUGUCUAGAUGUUUACCCUUCUGCAGGAAGACCCACCAAGCGGGAGCUAGGGGACAAAAAUAGGAAUGGAAUAUGAUGACACAGGGCAGCUAGGGAAACAGAAGGGCUAUAUGCCUUCUAGAACAUCUUUGGCUUCGUCUCUGAGGCAGGAGAGACGCGGUGUCUGGCUAGUGAGAUCUUUAAGGGAAAAGAUUGUAUGUAAAAUGUCAGUGCUUCUGAGAAAUGUCAGCUUUACCGCACCCUCACUUCCUAAUGCACCAGACUAAGAGCUCUGACUGUGUCUCUUGAUUUAAUGCAAAAACUUAGAGUUUUAUAAGAAAAUGAAGGCCUCCUUCCACCUCUCCUGGACUCUCCGGUCACAUUUGAAAGCAUUUUCACAAGACAGGAACUGGAAUUCCUCAUCUCUCCCACAUUCCUGCUUGUUUUUAAACCUCUUGAAGCUCUUUUUCCAGCCUGUGGGCUAUUUCUUGUCCCAGUAGGAGGAAUCUAAGCUGCCAUAAUCCCAAGGAGCCUGGGUUUAUAGAGAGAUUGGCGUGCCCUACAGACCUUUUCCCAACAAAUUUUGAAAGGACCUGGCUUUAAAACACACACACACAUGCACACACCUA